CCGCAUUGGCUUGGCUUAAUUCCUCGUCAAUUGCAGUCCUUCCCCAGCACCCUACUGGCUACUGAUUGGACGCGUACCCAGCACGAAAUUUUUGUUCCAGGCUGACGUGAGAACGGCUUACGUCUUCAGUCUUCACAAGUGAAUGCUCGGAAGUCGGAAGGAAGCUUGCUCGACUAAUAUAUAUACAAAUUUCACAGUGGAUUUCAGAGUAAAAAUCCUCCAUUUCACAGUUGGCCGUUGCUAGUUGCGACCUUCAGAGACAUGAGUUACAGAGAAUGUUGGCUGUUUCUCAUCUUUGUUGUUCUCUUGAGUGUGUGCAUGAACUCAGCGUCUUUCGCUGCCGCCACUUCGGCCACAACCACUGCCAUCACUUUUGGUGGAAAUGAAACUGAUAAGAUUGCCUUACUAGCCUUCAAGGCUCGAAUCACCAGGGAUCCUCUCCUGGCCAUGAGCUCGUGGAAUGAUUCUCUCCAUUUCUGUAAGUGGGAAGGUGUUGAAUGCGGUCGUCGACACCCAGGAAGGAUCGUAUCCUUGGAUCUGGAGUCACGGGGAUUGGUGGGCUCCUUGGCCCCAGAGAUAGGAAACCUCAGCUUCCUUAGGAAGAUCAUGCUCCUGAACAAUAGCUUCCAUGGUGAAAUCCCUCAACAAAUCGGUCGUUUGUUCAGGCUACGARUUUUGGACCUUGCCAAUAAUUCACUUGGAGGGCAGAUUCCAGCCAAUCUGUCUCGCUGCUCCAACCUCAAAUUCCUCUCUUUACAUGGCAAUAGUCUUACAGGUAAGGUUCCAACAGAACUUGGCUCUUUGUACAAGCUUCAGGUCCUUGCAGUCCACCACAACAAUCUAUCUGGUCUGGUUCCUUUCUCACUGUAUAAUCUUUCAUCCCUCACCCAUCUUGAUCUAGGAAAUAAUCAAUUGAAGGGGAACCUACCACACGACAUUGGCUUGUCUCUUCCCAAUCUUCAAUUGUUUUCAGUUGGGGGAAAUCAGCUAACUGGACUUGUUCCAGUUUCGUUCUCCAAUGCUUCAAAACUUGAGCUCUUGAACCUGAAAGCUAACAAUAUUUUUGGGAGAGUGCCUAUUGAUUUUGGAGGCUUACCACAUCUCGCAGAGUUGAUUAUAGGUUAUAAUCAUCUGGGAAGUGAGCAAAUCGAUGACUUGAGUUUUAUGAACACCAUGACCAACUGCAGUAAUUUACAGGUGCUUUGUUUAGAAGAGAACAAUUUUGGGGGACAGUUGCCCAAUUCUAUAGUCAACCUCUCAACCCAACUCAGAAUAUUAGCUCUUGGAGAAAAUCUAAUUCAUGGGAGCAUUCCGUUAGGAAUUGAGAACCUUGUCAACUUAUCUUGGCUGGGAUUAGAACAAAACACAUUAACGGGCAGCAUUCCUAGCUCCAUUGGAAAGCUCCAAAAGCUGCAAAAGCUUUUGUUAAAUGGAAACAAGCUAUCAGGACAGAUCCCGUCAUCUCUAGGGAAUUUAACAAUAUUGAAUAUACUGGGUUUAAAUGUAAACAACUUCAGUGGUAACAUACCCCCAUCCCUGGGCAAAUGCCAAAAUCUGUUUGAGUUGUAUCUCAAUGAAAAUAAUCUUAGUGGUGUCAUACCUCCCGCGCUUUUUGAUCUCUCCUCCCUUCUGGUUUCCCUGAAUCUAUCACAAAAUCAUUUGGCUGGCCCCCUACCUGUGGAAGUAGGACAGUUAACAAAUCUGGGAGAAUUAGAUGUUUCAGAGAACAUGUUGAUUGGUGAAAUUCCCAGUACCCUUGGUAGUUGUAGGGGUCUACAAUACCUUUCUAUGCAGGGAAACUUAAUUCGUGGAUCCAUUCCACCAUUCCUUGGUUCAUUGGAAAAUCUUCAAUUUUUCGAUCUUUCACACAACAAUCUUUCUGGUACCAUUCCAAAAUAUCUACAAUAUUUUGAUUUACAGAGAUUGGAUCUUUCUUUCAACAAUCUCAACGGUGAGGUACCAACAGAUGGUGUCUUCCAAAAUGCAAGUGCAAUUUCUGUUAUAGGGAACCCUGAGCUUUGUGGAGGUAUUCCCCAAUUGCAUUUGUUGGCAUGCCCCCAGAAGACAAAGGAAAAAAGAACGUCUCAAGAAUUCAAGCUAAUAGUUAUCAUUAGUAGCACUAUUGUUAUCUUGUGCUUUAUUUCAGUCCUGGCUUUUCUUAUUCUUCACCAGAGGAAAAAAACAAAGCAGGAGACUUCUUUCGCAUCAUCAAUGGAGCAUCGUUAUUCAAUUGUAUCUUAUGAGGCCCUUCUAAAAGCAACUAGAGGAUUUUGUUCAGCUAAUUUGAUUGGUGCGGGUAGCUUUGGAUCAGUGUACAAAGGAAUUUUCGACCAAGAUGAAACAAUUGUUGCAAUCAAGGUAUUAAACCUUCAACAGAAGAGAGGUUAUAAGAGCUUUGCAUCUGAGUGUGAAACAUUGAGAAAUAUUCGCCAUCGGAAUCUAGUGAAGAUUGUAACUUCUUGCUCAAGCAUAGAUUUUAAAGGCAAUGACUUCAAGGCUUUGGUGUAUGAAUUUAUGCCUAAUGGGAGUUUAGAGGAGUGGUUACAUCCAAAAGAAAAUUGUACUUGGGGCAAACCGAGGCAUUUGGACAUUCUUCAAAGAUUGAACAUUGUCAUUGAUGUGGCUUCUGCACUGGAUUAUCUUCAUCACCACUGUCAAACUCCAAUAAUUCAUUGUGAUAUAAAGCCAAGCAACAUUCUUCUUGAUGACGAUUUUACCGCUCGUGUGGCUGACUUUGGCUUGUCAAGGUUUCUUUUGAAGAGAAGCAACACAACUUCUCUGGACCAAAGUAGCUCAGUUAGAAUAAAGGGGUCUAUUGGGUAUGUUCCUCCAGAGUACGGUGUUGGUGCCGAUGUAUCAAUCCAUGGGGACAUAUACAGCUAUGGUAUUACUUUGUUGGAGAUUUUUACAUGUAAGCGACCCACAGAUGAAAUUUUUAAAGAUGGUUUAAAUCUUCAUGACUUCAGUAAGAUGGCUUUUCCUGACAAAGUGAUGGAAAUUAUGGAUCCAAUGCUUCUCCCCGAGGAAGAAAGCAAAGAAAAAGCGGCAGCCAUUCACCCCAUCGCAAACCAGAGAUACAUAAAAGAUGAGUUGCAAGAAUUGUUGAUUUCAGUAUUAAGACUUGGAGUUGCCUGUUCGGUUGAAACACCAAGAGAGCGAAUGGACAUGACAAAUGUGACCAAGAAACUACAAUUAAUUAGGCGCAUUUACCUUGGACUCGACAAAAAAAAAGGACAAAUGAAUGAUGGCUGAACUGCCAUUUCAAAAUUACUAGCUGGGAAAUGGGAAUCGCUUGUCAUGUUGCAUGCAUACAGAGGUGGUUGUGGUGGGGUCUGUAAAUAAGCCAUUUAUGGAAUGGUGCCAAUGUUGCCAAUGUUGCAAAGAUUUCUUAAGAUUGGAAGAGGAUUCCAGAAAUAGACUUGCGAUAAAUGACCCUUUAUUUAGUUUCUAAUUCAGUAGGUAACCUUCUGUCCAUUAUUCACACCUACUUAUACAUUGACAUAUGUCCCCAAUUCUUAGUAUUUAGUGUAUCGUUCAUGCAAACACCAUAUGCAUUGCAGUACUGUAAAGUGUCAAACCCUGUAUAUAAAAGCAACUAAGCACAGAGAGAGAGAGAGAAA
Nelumbo nucifera (sacred lotus) is the source of this 3620-nucleotide messenger RNA. RefSeq lists its product as uncharacterized. Lineage: Eukaryota; Viridiplantae; Streptophyta; Magnoliopsida; Proteales; Nelumbonaceae. Gene Ontology annotation, molecular function: protein binding; ATP binding; protein kinase activity. The record is from RefSeq and is a predicted model, not a curated record. Gene Ontology annotation, biological process: protein phosphorylation.